GUUUUGGAUAGCUUCUGUCUCGUUGGUUGCACAUUGAAAGGUCAUCCAAAGACAGCCUGAGAACCGGCGCCUCUCCAUCCGUUCCCUUCCAACCUCUCUGUAAUUAUCCAUCUGCACAGCCGCGGGAAGCCGGCAGGUUGAAGGCCUGAGAAUCAGUGGGACAUGUCGACCCUGCGCUUUGGACAACAUCUCAUCAAGGCCUCGGCCGUGUUCCUGCGGACGGAGCUGUCCUUCGCUCUGGUCAACAGGAAGCCCGUGGUGCCCGGACAUGUGUUGGUUUGCCCUCUGAGACCGGUGGAGCGCUUCCGGGACCUUCAGCCCGACGAGGUGGCCGAUUUAUUCAGCACCGCUCAGAGAGUCGCCGACCUGGUGGAGAAGCACUUCAACGCCACUUCGCUCACCAUCGCCAUCCAGGACGGCCCUGAAGCCGGACAAACUGUGAAGCAUGUCCACGUCCACGUGCUGCCCAGGAAGGCCGGGGACUUUGAGAGGAAUGACAGCGUCUAUGAUGAGCUGCAGAAGCAUGAUCGAGAAGAUGAGGACGUUCCCUCCAAGUGGCGAUCAGAGGAGGAAAUGGCUGCAGAAGCGACAGACCUGAGGGAGCAGCUGGAGAAGUUCUAAAUGGACGAUGUUCAACAUUUCAUCUGCAGCGUGAGGACGACAUGACACCAAACAUUAAAGUUAUGUUCACUUGAAGAUACUUUGGAUUCAUUUAUUCUAUUCAUGCAUUUUUGUUACCUAACAUUUUGAUUGAAUAAAAAGUGUUUGUUCACCA
Molecule: messenger RNA, 775 nt
Organism: Labrus mixtus (cuckoo wrasse)
Lineage: Eukaryota; Metazoa; Chordata; Actinopteri; Labriformes; Labridae
Gene: fhit
Product: fragile histidine triad diadenosine triphosphatase
Exons: 8
Coding region: 163-621 (152 amino acids)
Biological process (GO): negative regulation of proteasomal ubiquitin-dependent protein catabolic process; diadenosine triphosphate catabolic process; purine nucleotide metabolic process
Cellular component (GO): nucleus; plasma membrane; cytoplasm
Molecular function (GO): bis(5'-adenosyl)-triphosphatase activity; ubiquitin protein ligase binding
Source: RefSeq, a predicted model, not a curated record